CUCUCUAUUUUCUAGCCUUAUCAGCAGAUAACACUCUCAGUCGGUUAGUCUUGUUCGCGCACAUAGCACAGAGUGCUCAACCAUCUCUAGGUCACCCUUGAAGGUGAACCCCAGCGGUCGCAAGUUUUCUUCUUCUGAUAAGAAUAUUAUUUAAAAAUUUUUAAAAAAGCAAAACAAAAAACCUGCAAAUUCAUUUCAUAAAAUACCAUUAGAGAAAAAUACCAUUAAAAAAUCGAGUUUAACGUUAUCUCUGAGGGAACCAAACAUAAUGGGUAAAACAAAAGAAACGGCACGCAUUGUGAUUAUUGGGGCAGGUGCCUCUGGUUUGGCUGCAGGUACUCGACUUUUGGAAUUGGGUUUCAAAGAUGUUCAAAUAAUCGAUGCAAAGGAUCGCAUUGGUGGACGUAUACAUACUGUGGAAUUUGGUGAUAAUGUUGUCGAUCUCGGAGGUCAAUGGUGUCACGGCGAGAAGGGUAAUGUUAUCUAUGAACUUGUGAAAGAUCUUAAUGUUCUAGACCGGACGGGAGAUUUCUAUAGCUCAACGAUUUAUGUCCGUUCCAAUAAGGAGAUUUUGCCACAGCAAACUAGUAAUAUUUUGCGUAGCAUUGCUGCCAAAUAUGCACCAGAGGGAACAGAGGGGCUCAAAGGAUCCCUAGAUGAUUAUGUGACGCCCAAAUAUUGGUCAGAAGUGGCUAAGCAAUUACCCUCGUUGGAUUCUGAGGUGGCCAAAGAAGCUUUGCGAACUAUCAAACUAAUGCUUUGCAGUUGGAAGACAUGUAAUAAUCUCGCCGAUGUCUCACCGAUUAGUUAUGCUCUACCGUCGGAGGGUGAUAACUUGCUCAAUUGGCGUGACAAGGGUUUUGCCAGUUUCUUUACCAUUCUGAUGAAGGCUGAUCCCAAUAAACCCGAUGAUUUUGGUGUUCUCAAUGGACAUGUGACACUGAAUAAAUGCAUUGCCGAGAUCAAUCUGUCAGGUUCAGAUGAUGUUACCAUACGAUGUGAGAAUGGUGAGAUUAUAAAGGCCGAUCAUGUGAUAUAUACCGGUUCCCUGGGCUAUCUGAAAGAACAUCAUCGUACCCUCUUUGUGCCUGCUUUGCCAGAGGCCAAAGUACGCGCCAUCGAUGGCCUUAAAUUGGGCACUCUGGAUAAGUUUUAUUUGGAAUUCGCUGCCGCGCCAACGCCCAAUGAAUACGUGGGCUUUGAUUUCCUCUGGCUGGAUAAGGAUUUGGAGGAUUUGCGUAAGACAGAAUACUUUUGGCUGGAAAGUAUUCGUGGCUUUCAUCGUGUGACCCAUCAGCCAAGAUUGCUUGAAGGUUGGAUAAUUGGUGAGCAUGCUCAGCAUAUGGAAACUCUGACCGAAGAGAAGGUGCAAGAGGGUCUGUUGUGGCUGUUUAGCAAAUUCCUCAAUUACAAAUUACCCAAAUUGAAGGGUAUUAAGCGCACUCAAUUUUACAUGAGCCCGUAUUUCCGUGGCAGUGUUAGCUAUCGUUCCAUAUUGGCUGAUAAAUUGCAAACUGGUCCCUGGGAUCUGGAGACACCACUAACAGCGGCAAAUGGUCGUCCGCGCUUGCAAUUUGCUGGUGAGGCAUCCAGUAAAACUCACAAUUCUUCGGUUAAUGGAGCCGUUGAAACCGGUUGGCGUGAGGCGGAUCGUCUAAAGCAAUAUUAUCUUAAAUAAAGCAUAGCAUAUUGGGGGGGAAAGGAAAGCUAUCAAACCGUGACACACUUAAAAAAUAAUAUCAAGCAAUUAAAACAAAAAAACAUAUUUUACAUUCCGCUGCCUUGGCGAAUGAAGUAAAAGACAAAUUCAUUUGACUUUU
Molecule: messenger RNA, 1820 nt
Organism: Drosophila willistoni
Lineage: Eukaryota; Metazoa; Arthropoda; Insecta; Diptera; Drosophilidae
Product: spermine oxidase
Exons: 2
Coding region: 269-1678 (469 amino acids)
Molecular function (GO): polyamine oxidase activity
Source: RefSeq, a predicted model, not a curated record